Glycine soja is the source of this 1456-nucleotide messenger RNA. RefSeq names its product mitochondrial amidoxime-reducing component 1-like. The coding region runs from base 141 to 1088 and encodes 315 amino acids. NCBI's taxonomy places the organism in Eukaryota, Viridiplantae, Streptophyta, Magnoliopsida, Fabales, Fabaceae. Gene Ontology annotation, molecular function: molybdenum ion binding; pyridoxal phosphate binding; catalytic activity. The record is from RefSeq and is a predicted model, not a curated record. The transcript has 9 exons.
GUGAUAUAUAUGCAGAGAGAGUAUUUAUUAAUUAGUAUCAUUAAACAAAUUAGUCAAAUGUGAUGUGUUUUCAUUUGUGAUAUGUAUCCCGACAGAGUAUUUAUUAAUUAACAGCUCAGACAGAAGAAGAUUGCCGAGAAAUGGGGUCUGCAGUAUUAUCACAAACAAUACCAGCAGUCAAAGUUUCAAGGCUCUUCAUAUACCCUAUCAAGUCAUGCCGUGGAAUUUCUGUUUCCUAUGCCCCCCUCACUCCUGCUGGACUUCGAUGGGAUCGAGAAUGGGUGGUGGUGAAUUCCCAAGGGAGGGCAUGCACUCAAAGAGUUGAUCCAAAGCUUGCUUUGGUUGAGGUUGAAUUGCCAAAUGAUGCACUUGUUGAAGACUUUGAACCUACAAGCGAUUCUUACAUGGUGUUGAAAGCACCUGGGAUGAAACCUCUCAAUAUUUGUUUGAGUAAACAACAUGAAGUAACAGAUGCUGUCACAGUCUGGGAAUGGACUGGGUCUGCGUGGGAUGAAGGAGCUGAAGCAUCUCAGUGGUUCUCAGAUUUUUUAGGAAAGCCCUGUCAACUAGUCCGCUUCAAUUCUGCUUCAGAAGUUAGACAAGUGGAUCCUGAUUAUGUUCGAGGACAGCAUCGGACCUAUUUCUCUGACGGUUAUCCAUUCUUACUUUUAUCUCAGGAAUCAUUGGAUGCACUAAACGAGCUUCUAAAGGAACGCAUACCUAUUAAUCGUUUCAGACCCAAUAUCCUUGUUGAAGGUUGUGAUCCAUAUUCUGAGGACUUGUGGACAGAGAUCAAGAUAAGCAGGUUUUCAUUUCUUGGUGUCAAACUGUGCUCCCGUUGUAAGGUACCUACAAUCAAUCAAGAGACUGGGAUAGCUGGAUCUGAGCCAACUGAGACUCUUAUGAAAACUAGGUCUGGCAAAGUCAUAAGACCAAAUGCGAAAAAUAAAAACAAGGUCUACUUUGGUCAGAAUUUGGUAUGGAACUGGAUGGAUUCUUCUGUUAAAGGGAGUGGCAAAACCAUUAAAGUUGGAGAUCCUGUUUAUAUUCUUGGAAACGUCUCUUCUGCAGAAGAAGCUGCUGCUUGAACUGUGUGUGUAGAAUAUGCAGGAUUCAAUACCAGCAAUCCAAAUGGUGACAUGAAGGGAAUGGCGGUGAUGGGUGGUGAUGGAAUUGCCGGAGGCAAUGGAGAGGCCUACGGAGAUAGGUCAAAUCAGAAGGUGAUGGAGGCAAGUCUACAAUAAGCAUUUUUGUAUAAAUUAAUCUAAUGAUGGUAAAUAAUGUUCUAUGGUAGAUCACCUAUGAAGAUAGUCCACCGUUGCAUUUGUUGAAAACAUAAGAUGAAAAUUCAACACCUUUUACUAGUGUGGAACGCCAAGAGCACUCCAUUUGAUAGGGUACUACUCCCUACAUGAAUCUAAAGCAAUUUUUUUGAGAACUCAUAGAAGUGUUCUUC